AACAUUGUUCACGUCACAAUUUGACACGGUAUAAUUUGACACGAGACAUUACAAACAAGCAUAAGUGGCCUAGCACGACACAAUUUUCAUAAUGCAUUACCAUAAGAAGAUAUAAAUCACUCUUAUCUAUACUCCAGCCCAUAUAUACCUGCUUUUUCUUGUAAUAAAGCCAUCAUUAGUGAUUAGCUCUAAACCCUGCAACUUUAAACUAGAACCUACAAUUUCUGAAUCUAGACCUAGUAAGUAGUAUAAGUAUUCUACGAAAUCAUUGCAAAUCACUUGUUAAAUAUUUAUUAUUAUGACAUUAUUAACAUACUCAAGGAGUAAAUCUUCCUUCACAUUUUCCCUCUCCAGAUAUUUAUGUCACAAAAUUCUAUCUCUUGUUUCACCAACUGAAUUUCCCGCCAAUUACCACCCAACUAACUUCACUACUUUUUCUCAUUUGCUCAAACAACGCCUUCCUCUCCCACAAUUGAAGCAAAUUCAUGCUCAAAUUCUUACUCAAUCUCUAUCCUUUAAUCCUCAUCUACUUUCCUCUCUUAUUCACUCUUAUCUUUCUUCUUACAAUCUAAAAUCUGCAACUUUCUUGUUUGAUAAUUACCCUUUUUCCCCUCCUCCUACUUUAUUAUGGAAUUUAAUCAUAAGGGCUCAUUCCAAAAUUCAAAAUUGUGUACAACCCAUCAAACUUUUGGGUCUAAUGCUGUCAAAUGAUAGAACUUUGAUGGUUUUACCAGAUGAUUAUACAUUUACUUUUGUAAUCACUUCUUGUUCUCAUCAUAAUUCUUCUGUGUAUGGAGAAAUAGUUCAUGGGCUGAUAGUAAAAUCCGGGUUUGGAUCUGAUUUGUUUGUUGGUAAUUCAUUGAUCAAAUUCUACUCUGUUUUUAUGAAAGUAGACAAUGCUCGUAAGGUGUUUGAUGAAAUGUCUGAGAGAGAUGUGUUUUCAUGGACUAGUCUUUUGGGUGGAUAUGCCAAAUAUGGAGAUUUUAAGAAAGCUUAUGACAUUUUCCAUGCUAUGCCUAUACGUAACGACGUAUCAUGGGCUGUGAUGAUUUCGGGUUUUGUUUCGAAUGAAAGGUUUAUUGAAGCAUUGAAUUGUUUUCAUAGCAUGUUGAAUGAUGGUAGCAAUUCGAAACCUAAUGAAGCUAUUCUUGUUUGCGCUUUAUCAGCCUGUGCUAAUUUAGGAGCUUUUGAUCAAGGAAAUUGGAUUCAUGCUUAUAUGGAGAGCAACAACAUUCCAAAGACUACGAACGUUUGCACAGCUCUCAUUGAUAUGUAUGCAAAAUGUGGGAGGAUAGACUCUGCAAUCCAAGUAUUCGAGAAAAUCCCUAACCGAGAUGUUCACAAUUUCACGAGUAUGAUUUCGAGCCUAUCAAUUCAUGGUCUUGGAAAGGAUGCCUUGAGGGUCUUCUCGGAGAUGUUGGGCGAGGGUGUUAAACCAAACGAGAUUACCAUGCUUGGAGUUCUGAAUGGCUGUAGUCAUUCAGGACUAGUAGAGGAAGGAACCUCUAUUUUCAAUGAGAUGAAAAUUUCAUUGUGCAUUGAACCAAAGAUUGGACACUACGGGUGCUAUGUCGACUUACUAGCUCGUUCCGGUCAGUUGAAGAGAGCAUUUGAUGUUGUUAAGAGCAUGCCUAUAGAACCUGAUGCUGCUAUAUGGAGGGCUUUGCUUAGUGGAUGUCGAACUCAUCGUAACAUUGCUCUAGGAGAGAAAAUCUUGAAUCAUGUCCAAGAACAAGUUGAUUCGAGUGGCCAAAUUAUGCUGUCAAGUUUAUAUGCUUAUAUGGGAAAAUGGGAAAGUGUUGAUGCAAUGAGGAAACAAAUGGGUGGUAGAAGGAAUAAAUCAGAACUUGGGUGUAGUUGGAUUGAGGUAGAUGGUGUAAUCCACGAGUUUCGUGUAGAUGAUCAACUACAUCCCCGUAUCAUAGAGAUUCGAGAAAAACUCGACGAGAUUUUGGACAAGGCAAAGCUAGGAGGGUACACCCCUAAUACAACCCAAGUGACCUUUGAUUUGAGUGAAGAGGAUAAAGAGCAAGCUGUUACUUUACACAGUGAGAAGUUAGCUAUCGCGUUUGCAUUCGUGAGCACCAAACCUGGGAGUUUAAUCAGAAUCGUAAAAAACCUUAGGACUUGUGAGGAUUGUCACUCGGCUUUGAAGGCUAUUUCUCGUGUAUUUAACCGCGAAAUCAUUGUUCGAGAUCGUUCUCGUUUCCACGCCUUUAGACAUGGGAAAUGCUCUUGUAAUGACUAUUGGUAGUCAAUGCAGUAGUCUAAAUUGCAGACACAAAAAAUCACUUUCAAGCCUUUUGGGGCAUUGUGGAGGGGCAUACAGCAUACUCAUUACAAACAAGGUCUUUUUUAUACACUCUAGACCCAAAGAUGAAAUGAAGCAAAUUGCGGAUGUUUUGACCAGCAUGAAGACAUGAACAUUAUAGAGCCACGCCCAUCAGGUAAAAGCAAAGAUUCCAUUUAUGAUUGCAUGUGCAUGGUCAUCAAUUUCAUAUCAUGCUUAUACCCUUAAUGAUUGCAAUAUUAGUCAGCUGAUAUUAUUUAUGUUGUUAAACAUAUUCCUAGAGUAUAGGGUCAAAUUUUAAAUGAUACAAAGAUAUGGUUUGUAAUGGGAAUAAGAUUAGUGGCCCACAUUUAGGAUUUUUGUUUAUCUUUGUGGGCUCUAAAAGGCAUCAUGUAUUAUGCACCUAAUUGUUCAUGCUUACAAAGUGAUUAAAUGAGCUGGUUGUGGUUGUCCUUUCUAAA
This is a messenger RNA of Amaranthus tricolor (Joseph's coat), 2751 nucleotides long. RefSeq names its product pentatricopeptide repeat-containing protein At3g62890-like. Lineage: Eukaryota; Viridiplantae; Streptophyta; Magnoliopsida; Caryophyllales; Amaranthaceae. Gene Ontology annotation, biological process: RNA modification. The record is from RefSeq and is a predicted model, not a curated record. The coding region runs from base 299 to 2254 and encodes 651 amino acids. The transcript has a single exon. Gene Ontology annotation, molecular function: zinc ion binding; protein binding; RNA binding.